Gastrolobium bilobum is the source of this 2127-nucleotide messenger RNA. RefSeq names its product pentatricopeptide repeat-containing protein At1g03540. Gene Ontology annotation, molecular function: protein binding; RNA binding. The coding region runs from base 1 to 1920 and encodes 639 amino acids. Gene Ontology annotation, biological process: RNA modification. The record is from RefSeq and is a predicted model, not a curated record. The transcript has a single exon. Lineage: Eukaryota; Viridiplantae; Streptophyta; Magnoliopsida; Fabales; Fabaceae.
AUGAAGAAGCUCGAAUUGAAGCGCCAUUGCAGCUUCCUUGCUUCCAAUAUCAGAGACUCCAUUAACCCAUCACGGAAAGAGUCACUUAUCCUCAAACACUGCAAAGAUGGUGCUCUUCAUGAAGCCCUCUACCUUAUCAACACUUCACAAACAACCCUUCAACUCAAACCAAUCAUCUACGCCUCUCUCCUUCAAACCUGCACCAAAACCACUUCCUUCAACCACGGAACCCAAGUCCAUGCCCAUGUCCUCAAAUCCGGUCUAGAAACCGAUCGGUUCGUAGGGAACAGCUUGCUCGCUCUCUACUUCAAAUUGGGUCCAAAUUUCUAUGAGGCUCGGAGAAUGUUCGAUGGCCUCUUCGUGAAGGACGUUAUCUCUUGGACUUCCAUGAUUUCUGGGUAUGUUCGUGUGGGUGAGCCUCAUAAUUCUCUCCAAUUGUUCUUUGAAAUGGUGGGUCUUGGUGUUGAGCCUAAUGGGUUCACUUUGUCUUCUGUGAUCAAGGCUUGUUCUGAACUUGGGGACUUGAAACUUGGUAGAUGCUUUCAUGGGGUGGUUAUAAAUCGUGGGUUUGAUUCAAAUGAUGUUAUUUUGAGUGCUUUGAUUGAUAUGUAUGGGAGGAAUAGCGGGGUCGAGGAUGCACGCCGAGUGUUUGAUGAAUUGCGUGAACCGGAUGCGGUGUGUUGGACCUCAGUUAUUUCAGCGUUUACGCGGAAUGAUAUGUUUAAGGAAGCUUUGGAGUUCUUUUAUGUUAUGCAUAGGGGUCAUGGGUUGGCUCCGGAUGGAUUUACGUUUGGGACAUUGUUGGCUGCUUGUGCUAAUUUGAGGUGGUUGAGACAGGGCAAAGAGGUGCAUGCCAAAGUUGUUACUUUAGGGAUGUGUGGGAAUGUGGUUGUUGAGAGUAGUCUCUUGGACAUGUAUGGAAAAUGUGGCUCAGUUCGCCACUCUAGGAUUGUUUUUGAUAGGUUGGGCAAUAAGAAUUCAGUGUCUUGGAGUGCUAUGCUUAGUGUGUACUGUCAAAAUGGAGAUUGUGAAACUGUGCUCCAUCUUGUUAGGGAGAAGAGAGUUGCAGAAAUUUACAGCUUCGGGACUAUUCUUCGUGCGUGUUCGGCACUGGCUGCUGUCAGACAAGGGAAAGAGGUUCAUUGCCAGUAUGUAAGAAAGGGUGGUUGGAGAGAUGUUAUAGUAGAGUCAGCCUUGGUUGAUCUGUAUGCAAAAUGUGGGUGCAUUGAUUUUGCUCAUAGAUUGUUCCUGAGUAUGCAGGUUAGAAAUUUGAUAACAUGGAACUCAAUGAUCGGUGGAUUUGCACAGAAUGGAAGAGGGACAGAAGCACUGUCCUUAUUUGAGGACAUGAUCAAAGAGGGGAUGAAGCCUGACUAUAUCACUUUUAUCACUGUCCUAUUUGCUUGUAGUCAUACGGGUUUGGUUGAUGAAGGGAGAAAAUAUUUUGCUUCAAUGACAAGGGAAUAUGGGAUUAAGCCUGGGGUUGAGCAUUACACUUGCAUGAUUGAUCUUCUAGGCCGAGCUGAGCUAAUAGAAGAGGCUGAAAAUUUGUUAGAGAAUGCAGAUUGCAGAUAUGAUCAAUCACUUUGGGCAGUUCUUCUUGGAGCUUGCACAAAAUGUUCAGAUUAUAUCACUGCAGAACGCAUUGCAAGAAAGAUGAUUAAGCUGGAACCUGACUUCCAUUUAAGUUACGUUCUGCUUGGUAACAUUUAUAGAGCAGUUGGUAGAUGGAAUGAUGCUCUGGAGAUCAGGAAGUUGAUGGAAGAUAGAGGGGUUAAGAAGAUGCCUGGCAAGAGCUGGGUUGAAAGUGAAAAUCGAAAGGGUUCUCGGUUUGAUUUGGUCAGGGAUUCGGUUCAAGUCCCAAUUGUUCCAAUUAUAAGAGCUCAAGCGAAGGAACUCAAGGAAGCAUUUAAUGGUUAGACUCAAGAAGUUUGUUCACAAGUCAACAUAUCUCCCAUUGGACAUGGUCCAAGUCUUGAACAAAAAAACAUUAAUUUGAUCCAAAUUGUGAAAAAAUGGAUCCAAGAUCCACCUUAAUAAUACAGUAAUGAUUUGCCCCAUAAUUUGGGGUAAUUUUAGAGCCAUUUUUUAUUAAUAUUUUCAACCUAUACACAGCCGGUUAGUUUU